AUGUGGCCGCGUUCCGGUGGGCAGGACAGGAGUCACGGGCAGUUUGUGAGCGAGAGCAUCACCCACGUGCAGCUGCUGUAUCUGGAGCUCACGGUUUACGGGGGACCCUCCUGGUUCACAGGGGACCUUCCUGACGGCCGGGUGUCUCUGGUGGUGGCAGAACCCAGUGGCCAUGGUGACCUGCUGGUAGGGGAAGCCGUCCGGGACAGCUUGCCUGGGAAGCACCCCAAAGAUGAGGCUCAACUGGAGAUCGGAGCCCCUAAAGCCAGAUCAGAUACUAAAGGGGAAAAUGACCCCAAAGACUCAUCCCUGACGCAGCCGCUGGCUGAAACGGGGCGGGUCAUGUCGGGAGGGGAUGUGGCGGACACCGGCACAGGGCUGGUGGAGCCAAAGGCUGAUGCCCUGGCCCGGGAGUGCUCGCCCAGCUGGGGCCAGCUCGGGAAAGGGGAAACGCCUUCGCUGGGGAGAAAAACAGAGGAAACCACAGAGGAGACCCCGGUGCCCCAAGCAUCCUACCAGUUCGACCCCGAGCAGUACGAUGAGCGUGUGAACCCCUUUGUGGCAGGGGGCUGCCGGCUGCAGAGCUCCCCCCCGUCAGCCCCGCGCCGCCUUCCCCAUCCCGACGGCAUCCCUGCUGAGCUGGGGGGGGACCCAUCCCUGGAGCCCAAAGGGCAGGUCCCGAAACCCGAGGUCGAUUUUACAGAGGGGGGAGAGAGCACGGAGGCCAGGAGAGCUACACCCAGGAAGGGCAGCAGGAUCCCGGCCAGCAAGCUGACACCGAAGAGGCACCGAGAGUCCCCCAAGAAACCAGCUGAGGAUGUGGAGAGGGGUGCUGCGGAGCCACCGCCUUCCCGGGGCUCCCCCCGGCUGGGUCCCGCGCUCUGGGACAGCCCGGGUCUCAACCCCUUCGGUGGCAGCUCAGCCCUGCAAAACUCGCCGACUCUCCCCAAGGGCUCUUACCAGUUUGACCCCAACAACUUUGACUCCAUGGAUCCGUUUAAGCCCACCAAGACCCUCGCCAGCACUGCCGCUGACUCCUGCCCCACUGCCGAUAACAGCCUCAAUGAAAUCCUGGAGUCUCAGACGCUGGAGGUGCAGGAAGAUCUCGUGAAAGGCAGAGACUCCCCGAAGAAGCCCAAGUCGCGCCUGAUAACGUGA
Leptosomus discolor (cuckoo roller) is the source of this 1158-nucleotide messenger RNA. The record is from RefSeq and is a predicted model, not a curated record. Lineage: Eukaryota; Metazoa; Chordata; Aves; Leptosomiformes; Leptosomidae.